AAAAAUUGCCUUCGCAUCGCAUAUGUCAAAGAUUCCUUAGUCUAUGGCCGCUUAUUGAUUGGUCGACGAGGAGAUGUAAAAAAUGGCUGCCUUGCCUUCUCCUACUCAGGUGGCAGGGACCCACAGCGCUAUAUACGAAGCAUACUAUCACCAGGUUGAUCCCAAUGGCGCGGGCACAAUCCAGGCCCUGGACGCUGCGCGCUUCCUCAAGAAGUCCCGCCUCAGUGAUGUGGUGCUCAGCAAGAUAUGGGACCUCUCCGACCCUACUGGCAAGGGAUACCUGGAUAAAGCGGGACUGUUCGUGGCACUGAAGCUGGUGGCGCUGGCGCAGGCCGGCAAGGACAUCAACAUGAGCAACAUACACUCCGAGGCGCCGCCCCCUAAAGUUGGCGAGCUCCCGAAGGUGCCGCCGAUGUCGGCGCCUCCAGGGCGGCCGGCGGCGCCGUCGCCCGCGCCGCUGCUGCCGCUGAGCGACUGGAGCAUGAAGCCCGCCGAGCGCGACAAGUACAGCCAGCUCUUCGACUCGCUGCAGCCCAACAACGGGCUCAUCGCCGGGAAUAAGGUGAAAGGCAUGCUGAUGGAGUCGAAGCUGCCGAUCGAGACGCUCGGCAAGAUCUGGGACCUCGCUGAUCAGGACAAGGAUGGCAUGCUCGACAGACAUGAGUUCAUGGUGGCGAUGCACCUAGUAUACAAGGCGCUAGAGAAGCACGCAGUCCCCACCACCCUGCCGCCCGAGCUGCGCGGCCCGGGCGGGCGGCCCGCGGCCCCCGCGCCCCUCGCGGCCCCCAGCCGGCCCCCUCGCGCCCGCCCUCCCCGCCACGCGGCCGCCGCCCCGCGCCCGCAGCCGCCGCCGCAGCAGCCGCAGUCCAAUGCCUCGCUGUUGGAAGGGUUACUGGACUUGUCUAGUCCCCCCACACAGACAGCACCGCCGAUGCCGGCCAUGCCCUCCAUUUCCCCCUCGCCCCUCUCCUCGUCCCUCCUCAACUCCACCCCGGCGCCAGUCUCGUCCGGCACGUGGGUGGUGACGGACGCGGAGAAGGCGGCCUUCGACGCGCAGUUCGCGGCCGCUGACACCGACCGAGAUGGCUACGUGUCUGGAAAUGAGAUUAAACACAUGUUCCUCGAUUCUGGAUUGCCGCAGCAGACGUUGGCUCAUAUAUGGGCGCUGUGUGACAUGGAGGGCGUAGGCAAGCUGUCGCGCGGGCAGUUCGCGCUCGCCAUGUGGCUCGUGCAGCGAGCCCUGCGCGGGGUGCCGCCGCCGCCGCAGCUCUCCCGGGACAUGCUGCCGCCGCCGGACGAGAAGCCAACAGAACCAGCCCUGUCUCUAGGGCCGCAGCCGACGCCGGAAAUGGAGGCGAUAGCACGGGAGGUGGACGCGCUGGCGCGGGAACGCUUGGCGCUGGAGGCUGAGCUCGCAGCCAAGCAGAGGGACCUCACUGUCAAGACUGGGGAGGCGGAUAGCUUGCAGAGCGAGCUGGACACGUUAACGGCUACACUAAAACAGUUAGAAAACCAGAAAGGUGAAGCACAAAAGAGGUUAAAUGAUCUCAAAUCACAGGUAGAGAAACUCCGUUCGCAAGUAUCAGCACAAGAAGCAGCGGCGGCGGAGACGGAGGCGGAGGUGGCUGGGCGGCGGGCGGCGGCGCAGACGCUGCGCGAGAAGGAGCGCGCGCUGCAGGCCGACGUGGCGGACGCGGAGGCCGAGGCCGAGGCCGUCACCGCGCAGCUGCGCCGCACUGUGCUCGCUGUUAGCCAGGCGAACAUAAAGAUCUCCCACCUAGAGGAGCAGCACCGACUCAUCAGCGCAGCAGCAGAGACGCUGGCAGCGCCGGGAGUGGCGCCGGGCGACGUGCUGACGCUGCAGCCGCAGUACUCCGCCGAGCAUCUCGAGCGCCUCGUGCGGGGAGCUACACCCAAUGAUGCACUGGUAUGUACACCACGUCACAUCCUCACUGAGGAGCAGCUCCGACUCAUCAGCGCAGCAGCAGAGACGCUGGCAGCGCCGGGAGUGGCGCCGGGCGACGUGCUGACGCUGCAGCCGCAGUACUCCGCCGAGCAUCUCGAGCGCCUCGUGCGGGGAGCUACACCCAAUGAUGCACUGGUAUGUACACCACGUCACAUCCUCACUGAGGAGCAGCUCCGACUCAUCAGCGCAGCAGCAGAGACGCUGGCAGCGCCGGGAGUGGCGCCGGGCGACGUGCUGACGCUGCAGCCGCAGUACUCCGCCGAGCAUCUCGAGCCAGCUCCGACUCAUCAGCGCAGCAGCAGAGACGCUGGCAGCGCCGGGGUGGCGCCGGGCGACGUGCUGACGCUGCAGCCGCAGUACUCCGCCGAGCAUCUCGAGCGCCUCGUGCGGGGAGCUACACCCAAUGAUGCACUGGAGGACGAGCCGUUCGCGAAGAGUAACGGUUUCGCCAGCGGCGGUGGGUUCGAAUCUGAACCGUUCGCGGCGUUCCCGACCUCUACACAGCCGCACGAUCCCUUCGCACCCAACCAUAACGCGCUGCCGCAACAGGACGGUUUCGGUUCGGACCCGUUCGCGUCGAGCGCGGACCCGUUCGCAGGCGACGCCUUCACCGCACACGACAAUACCGCAGAGGUUAACGACGAUGACCCGUUCGCGGUGCUGCACGCGCCGUCGCGGCGCACGCCGACGCCGGCGCUGCCGCCCAAGCGACACAAGACGCCGCCCCCGCGACCCGCGCCGCCGAGACCCAACCCGCCCGGGAAGACCGACCCCGCCCCCGCCAUGGACUUCGCCGACGACCCCUUCAAGGACUACCGCUACGAGGACCCCUUCAACAUCGAGGACCCCUUCGCCGACCAGACCGACUCGCGCCGGCUCGACCCCUUCGGCGCCGCCCGCCCCACCUCCGUCGCCGGCUUCGAGACCGACGACUUCUUCGCGGCCGGUGCCCCCCUCAACGGCAGCGCCGCCCCCCCCAGCCGGCCCAGCGGCCGCGUGUCCGCGCCGCCCCUCGCCACAGACCCCUUCGCCGCCCGCGCAGACUUCAAGCCCAAGCCCAGCGCGCCCGCCAACAACAACGACACGUGGGCCGCCUGGCCCAACGACAACUGGGCCGCCGACGACGCCUGGGCGCAGCCCGCGCAGGCCACGCGCUCCGCCGACGCCUGGGCCUCCAGCAAGAAGAACACCAACACCACCGCCGCCAGUGACUGGAAGACCGACAACUGGGCCAACAAGACAGACGACUGGGCGACGGACUGGGGCGCCACCGACGCCAACAAGAACCUCAACGAGACCUGGCCCACCACGAACACGCUGCCUUCCAAGAAGGAGAAGUCGCCGCGGCCUGUGAAAUAUGCCAAGUCUCUUGUACACACGAUAGGUGGUAUCGGGCGGACGAAGCAGAAGGAGAAGAAGCAGAAGAACGUGGUGUCGGAGGGUGCCCUGCCGACGGAGGAGCAGCAGUGGGCGUGGGCGGCGGCGGAGUCGCGGCGCCUGCAGGCCGAGGCCGAGGCGCGGCGCCGCCAGGAGGACCACGAGCUGCAGCUCGCGCUCGCGCUGUCCCGCCAGGACAACUGACACAAACGCUCAUAGCAAGCAUAAACUCACCACUCCAGCAAUCAUUGCAAACAUAUAUUUACGAGACUCAAUAAAUUCAAUGCGAAUUCUCUCAAACAAGACACGAGAUGUCACGCAAAAUUGAUAACCGCUGGUCUUUCUAGAUCUUAGCCUUAUGCAGUGCAGAUGACGUAUUUUGGCUAGUCUGAAAUAAGCUAUGUCACUUCAGACUGGUGAAGAUGCAUGGUCAAAGUAUACGUUCGUUAUAAUUUAGGUAAAUCGUUCAGCAUUCCAAUGUAGGACGGCGCGAGUCGUCGGUUAUGUAUAAACAUACAUAUUGCAUAUCCUAAUCUUUGUUAUUAUUAGUAUAACGGGUUCUGUACCUAAUGACGGUAGAAUGUAGCAAGAUUCCUAUAAUCUAUCUACGACAGAAGUUAUAAGUCCAUCUUUGAAUAAAUAGAAUCAAAGCAAAUGAUUUUGUGGUCGGAAACGGGUUAUUUUGUACAGAACCUUUGAAGGAAGUUGGUUUGCUCUAGUUGGUAAAUAAUCUUAUUUUAAUGCACGAUGACUACAAUACUUUUUGUGCGAUAUGUAAUUUAAAAAUCUGUUCGCAAAAAUUGCAAAAAAUCCUACGUUAUUAACAACUUAUCGGUGUGAAAUUUAAUUAAUAACAUUUUUACCAACUGCUUACAAACCAACUAUAUAAAAAAAAUACAAAUUGUUUUGCUAGUCAAUUUGAUUACUGCAAGUUGGGGUCUCGAUCAAACGGUGAUGUCUGGGCGUGUAUAUUAAUUCCUGCUACGUUUGUGAAUCGGGCAGUUAGGCAUUGACCGGGUAGAGUGCGGAAUGCUCAAGUAAAUAGGCGAAGUCGCAUGACAGGAUCAUAUCACAAAGUUUAGGCUUAGCAUGUAUAGAAAACGGGUAGUUUACGUCAGUUGGUAAAACCAUACUGCCUGUACCCGGCCAAUUACUUAAAUACCCGAUUCAUUAACGGAAAAAUCUUAAUUAUAAAUAAAUUAAAUAUAAAAGUGUAAUAUAUUGUUGUCUGCAAUUGAGGCCUAAUAGCUUCUUCACUAUACUGUAUAGUCUGUUAGUUGUAACUAUAACGCGUUGUGACAGGCUCGGGCAAUAUGCACAUUGCUCGGUAAAUAUUACCCGGCUAUGUACACAUUGUCCUGAAGCCUGUCGGUACACUGGCGAGUAAACUUCCCUCAUUAUAAUAAAGUUCUUAAGAGUGGGUUGUUCCUCGCUUAAUGAGAUUCUUGAGUGAAUGUUCAAACGUUACAAAGAGGCGACAAUAUACUCGUAACCUCUUUAAUGCUCCCGUAUUAUAGUAACGUGCCACACGAAACUGGUCCUUAUUGAUGUUACAUAAGGUCUGCUAUUUAUUUCUCCUUACGGCUUGCCCCCAUUUGAGUAUUGGUCCAAAUAGAGCCGAAAAGCCAAAGAAAAGGAAAGAAAACUUGAGUUUUUAUCUUUAUUUGAAAUUAUUUGAUAGCAAAAGAUUAUGAAAAGGCUCAUUAUUAAAUUGCUUCAAUUAUAAAUUAUUAAAAAUAAUUAUCGACUGUAUAAUCUGAAAAUGUUCUUACCUCAUAAAUGCGACACUUUCCUAAAAUGUUGCAAGUUUACAUUACCAUGUAAGACUGGUUUCAUAUUGGGGAUAAUGUUGCCAGACUAAAUGAACCCAGUUAAUAAUUCUACUGCGACUUAAACAAAUAUUAAAUUAUUAAGUGCUAAAUUGUUUUUGUGUGUCCGUCGCCAGUAUGAGACUAGAGUGAUACCCUGUCGGUACUUGUAUAUUAAUAAUCGCGCUGUAAUAUUAUUCCGCGUUAAUUUUAUUGUUUAUUUUGUAUAAAUAGAUUAUUAUUGCCGCGUAUCUGUGAUAUUGAUUUUAAAAUCAUUUUUUUUGUUGUGUAAUAUUUCUUUUUUAUUAUGUAUUUUGCAACUUAAUGUCAAUGUCACAGAUAUUUUUGUGUUUUGUAUAGAAGGAUGUGUGCUGUGUGUAUAAAUUCCACUGUGAGGGUGUUUGUAAAGUACAACAGGUUUGUGCAGGUUCCGAGCGUCUGUUAUUAUGUUAAUUAUUAUUAUUUUAUAAUUAUGUUGGCAGUAUACACUACGUAUGCGGGUAUGUACGGUCGCGACUAAAGAGUCUUACUUUUUACUUUCACGGUUAUUUAAAACUAUAGAAAAUCGUGGAAGUGGAAAGAUAAGCCUGGGGAAGGAAAAGGUAGAAAAUGCUGGAUUAUAAUAUUUGAAACAUUAAUGAUAUAAGAGUGUCGCAACAUACUCAAAAUGAGCCUUUGAGUGCUACUUAAAGAGCAGCAAAAAUCUUUGAUAGAUGAGAGUAAUAUUAACCCUUAAUACUCAUAAAAUUGCAAACUACUAAGUUGUGUGAUUUGGUGUGAUUGAAAAUAUAAUUUCCUUUAUAAUCUUUAAUUUCAGAGCAUAUUCUCUUCGGUAGUGCCUUUCUCUAACUCUACUUAUUAUCGUUGUAGCUUCCUCGUCGGCAAAUGUACAUUCAGCGUAUUUAAAUGUACGGAGUCAUUUAUUAAAUUAUCAACUUUAAAAAAUCUUCCAAAAAAAAUGAAAAAAUGUUUUUAAGCUUCAAAAUUCAUAAACUUUCACGUGGCGGGUUCGUGGGGUUACAAAAAUUAAGAAGCUACCAAAAUGGUAGAAUUAAUUUAGCUUGUAACAAAUGGAUAGCUGUAGUGACGCAUUGUCUUUGCUUCGUGCGCACGGGCGGCGCCGCUCCGAUACAAUAACUAUUAUAGUACACCCGCUUGCCGAGACAUUUGCCUACAAAAAAAAACCUAAAAAAAUAUUCAUCGCGAAAACUUAUGACUUCAUUAAAAUGUCUCCGCAAGCAACCGAUAGUAUAAGAUAUAAACUAAUAAUGUAUGUAAUUGUAAACUAAAUGUGUAACUAUUAAAUACCGAUAUGUUUAUGGGUAUUAUCCUAACGUUGUUAUCUCUUUCUUAGGCGCUGUUGUUUGUGGCUCGGCGGAGCGCGGGACACCAAGCUUUACAUUCUAUUGUAUAUUUUGUCCAUAUUUAUAUAUUUUGGUAGUAGAUGUGAAUAUUUUAAUAUGCAGAUUGUUUACAUAAUCAUAUUGCGUUGUUGGGAUCUAAAGAGAUGUCUAAAUAAAUUUAGCGGCAGUCAAUUAUUUCUUGUAUAUUUGUGUAUGUUGUAGUAACGUGUCCGCGCGUUCCGACGACCCGUGUCUGUUAUCAAGUAUACAUUAUAAAGUAUGUACCUUUCAGUGAUAGCCGAAUAAAAACUUAUCUUUAAAUCUCAACGUUGAAGUGUAUAUGUGUAUUUAAAGCUAAAAUGAAAAAAUGAAGUAAAUUUGAUAAAAAAUACAGGUUAACGUAAGCUUAAGUCGGUAGUGACGGUGCGCGGUGCAACACCCUCGGGAUCUAGUCACACAGACUGCCGUGUCCUGAUUUCAUACGUUUAGUUAGUAACAUGAAUUGAUACAGCUACGAUAUAAGUGAGUGCUCAUGUAUACCCGCUCAGUAUUAUCCGGACCGCGCGCCUUAGCUUGUUAGAGUAGCGGAGGUUCUGCCGAGUAUAGGAAGGUUACGGAGACCAAGCCGUCUCGGAGGCAUGUUGUCUAGUGUGCUCUAGCGUAGGACACGUUGUUGGUAGCGCCCCGAACACGUAGUGCCCCGACCGUUGACUCAUUCCCAUCGUUGUUGUAACUAAUCUAAUUAAUAUUGUAACGCAUAUAACGUUAUUAUUGAUAAAGUCGGUGUACGCUGUCGUUAUAUAUGAUUAGCAAAUUAUUCACUGCUUUUUGUAUGUGCAACGAAUAUAUAAGUAUGUUUUCUAUUGAUAUUUUCCUGGCUGUUUCUGUGAAACAGGUUUUGUAUAAUUUGUGGGCUGCGGCGCUGUUCGCGCUACGUCUCAGGUGGAACUUAUUAUUUGUGUACAUUACGUGAUGUGAACUGUCUUUGUGAAACUCUUGUUAUCUGUUACAAAUAUUUAUCAUAAUCUUUAUGAACGUUAUUUUUUGUUGAUGUUUCUAUAAACGUUUUGGCGUCGCUUGACUAAACGACCGUCACUUAGAUUCAUAUCUUUAGGAGAACAGAGAAUAAUUAUAAUGUCUGUUCGGUUCCGAGUGUACUGUUUGUUAUAUUGUGGUAGCAACUGAAGUAUAUAAUGCAAAUUAAUGCUAACAAGUUAUCAUAGUACAAUAUCUCAUAUCACGAUUUCUUUAUACGGGGGAUGUAUAAAGGAUUGUUCUGACGGUACAAUAACUAUCUUAUAAUAAUCAAAUUCUUGUGAUUUAGCGUCGUAUUUAUAUCGUAUUUAUGUAAAGGAGGCCUUUCGCUGUGUUGUCAAAGGGAUCUCCGUAGUGUAGUGGAACGAUUGUUUUGGCAGACAUACGUGUGAAGGCCUUUAGAUUUGUUCGUAUCUGGCGAGUUGCUGCGGUUUGUCGAGUUAGAUGUACUGAUGUAACGGGAACACGCGUAUCUUGUCUGUCGUUGCCAUGGCAACCGGCGCAGCCACAUAUCGCCUCAUAGUCUACUCGGUGCGUCUUCACUUUACUUGGCGCUAUUGUAAAACGACUGCAUUUUUUUACUACAAUUUUAUUUUAUACUCGAAACUGAUUUAAUACUGUUCAACAAUAAGCUUAUAAAGUAAAUAUAUAAUUGUUUAAUGCACUUUGUUCUAGUAAAAUGCAAGAAUAGAAAAUUCUACUAAAUAGGUAACUUAUAUUGAUUAUAAUAAAAUUAAAUAAAUGUUAAUAUAUAAAGUAAAAGUUGUGUACGUUUGUAUUAAUAUAGCGUGUACGACCAAAUAUUUUAUUCACUGUCAGUACUCCGAGGUUGCGAUGUUGAUUGUGAAGUAGACGGUAGAUGCACUAACUACACGACCUAAUGCUAUUUGUAUCAUUUCUUGGCUGUGUUUUGUUGCGACAUUUCUGUUUCUACUGCUGCUAUGGAAGUUUUUUAAAUGUUUAUACUGGUCACACUGGCCACUUUCUGAGGCGCCAACUGGCGUUCUUAUUUUGAAUUUGGGAAUGUAAACUCCAGUUUAUAAAGAUGGCGCGUGAGUGUUAGGAAGUGGCCGUGUGCUGAUCACAGAAUGAUUAUAAAUGAUUGUAUUGUAAUAUUUGUUGUGAAAUGAGUUGUAUGUGUGAGGCAGUUCGGUAUCAGGUCGUGCAUUCGUCAUUACCCGCUGACAUGUAUUCACUGUAUGAAACUAUGAUAUUAUAUUAAUAUGAAAACAAACAAUUCCUGAGAUAAUAAAAAAGGAAAAUAUUAUAAAG
Helicoverpa armigera (cotton bollworm) is the source of this 8801-nucleotide messenger RNA. It is a transcript of the gene Eps-15, whose product is annotated as epidermal growth factor receptor substrate 15-like 1. Gene Ontology annotation, cellular component: cytoplasm; plasma membrane; clathrin coat of coated pit. The record is from RefSeq and is a predicted model, not a curated record. NCBI's taxonomy places the organism in Eukaryota, Metazoa, Arthropoda, Insecta, Lepidoptera, Noctuidae. Gene Ontology annotation, molecular function: cadherin binding; calcium ion binding. Gene Ontology annotation, biological process: endosomal transport; endocytosis.